Solenopsis invicta (red fire ant) is the source of this 965-nucleotide messenger RNA. RefSeq lists its product as uncharacterized. The record is from RefSeq and is a predicted model, not a curated record. NCBI's taxonomy places the organism in Eukaryota, Metazoa, Arthropoda, Insecta, Hymenoptera, Formicidae. The coding region runs from base 535 to 885 and encodes 116 amino acids. The transcript has 5 exons.
UUGGAUGAUCUAAAAGAAUAUCUCAACAUGUUGAGUCUGCUGAACGCAGCCAAUGAAAAACGCUAUGAGUGUCACCGGAGAACUGAGGCGCGAAAGCAGUAACGGUUUGAAGAGAAAAAGAGAUAUCCUUUCAAGCCCGAUCUCCCAUCGAGUGGCAAUUGUUUCCUUCAUUUGCAGAACAUAUUUCGUAGUGCAUACACGUGUAUUUGGUACAAAAUUUGCUAAUAAGAUUAGUACUUUACUAAUAAGAUUAAUAAAUUCAAUUACACUAAUGCAAAAUGAACUAUCGUGAUUGCAUUAUUUGUGAAUUUACAAACAAAGGUGAAAGUUUGGCAGUAGGAUUCCGGGCUUGGUUAUGUGAAAAAUUUAACGAUGAAGAUAUUGAAGAAAUCAUUAAAAGUGGACAAACAGUCACCAUAAAAUGGCCUUCAAAUGUAGAAGUCGUACCUGCAUCAAAAAUGCAGAAAAAAAUUAAAGAAUUGUAUAUGGCAACGAUCAGUUGCCAAAAUUUUAGCACAUGGCGAUUGGGCUAGUAUGUGUAAUAUUCAUGAAAACUGUAUUAAAUAUGGCAUCCCUAAUCCUUCUAAAGAAGAACGGAAACUAAUAAAAAAGAAAGUUACUGAUGAUUCCAGUGAUGAAGAAGAUAUUGUAAAAAAUAAAGCAAGUACUUCAAAAGAUGCAAACAAAGAAAGCAUUACGUACAACAGAGAAAAAGAAAUAUUGAAACGCUGCCAGGAAACGAAGAAAACAAAUACGAUUUUAGAUGAUUCAGGCGAAAAAUUAUCCGAAAGAGAUUUAUUAAAAGAGUUAUCUUUUUUGCGAGAGAAAAACAAAAAACUCGAAGAAGCUAGACAACAGAAGAUUGAGAGCGUUGAGAGCUGUUAAUGAAAACUUGUCCAACAUACAAGGUAUGAGCGUGUCAAAAAAGAUUUGCAAGAGAUGAAGGACAUGCUACACGAAAUGAA